Messenger RNA from Stylonychia lemnae, 3510 nucleotides. Lineage: Eukaryota; Ciliophora; Spirotrichea; Sporadotrichida; Oxytrichidae. The record is from the annotation of a GenBank genome assembly.
AUGGAUGAAAUAUUGCAGAUCCCCAACUCCACUAAUCCUCUCUCCUAGAGAGAGUAUUCCCCAGACAAAUUCAGCAUUAUGAAUGAGUCGAGAAAUGGAAACUAUAAAUAAUCAUUAUAGAAGUAAAGUUCAAAGAAAUAUUCUAUUGAUACGUCGAUCAAGGCUUCUAACAAAUUUGUGAAGAAGAGUUCCUUGAGAAUGCCUCCGCUGUGCAAUAAUUCAUCUUCGCUGAACAUGUCAAGUAUGAAUAACUAUUAAAAUCCAAUAUUUCUACCCAACCUUCAAAGCUCUAUCAACUCCAAUAUCAACUACGCAAACACCAAUACCAAUAGUAAUACCAUGGGUUUAGCCUCGUAGUUAUAUAACAAUCCAGUUAAUGUGAGUAGCCACACAGGGAUGCUAUCUCAUCAGAGUACGAAUGUCAACACCAAUGUAGCGUUGAGCAACUAAAAUAAUAAUAACAACAACAAUACUCACAACACUUCUACCUCCAAUACAAAUGGAAAUGGCAAUGGAAUCAAUCUAGUUCUGUCAUUGCACAGCCAGAGUGAACUCUCUCCCCAGGCCUACACUAAUAAAUAUUAAGAACAGAUGGUUAGAAAGAUAGCUAAUAGCAGCAGUUUUAUGAGUCAUAAUUAUACUAGUUCACCAACAAGCAGGAUCCAUAAGGAAGCUUCAAAGCAGUCUCUAGGAACAAUUUACAGUUCAGGCACUGUAUAGCAAAAUCAUUAUCAGUAGUAGUAGAGUACCAGAUAAAGCUAAUUCAGGUCAUCUAGAUUAUAUAAGAAGUUUUAUAACCCAAACGGCAUUAACUCUAACCCGCCCACACAUCAUCUUAUCAAUCAAGAGUUAUAAUAAUCUCUGGGCACAUUAAAUGGUGGAAAUAGCAAUCACUCUUUAGACAAGUCUCCAUAUCAAAGAUAACUGGCUUAAGGAUACUAGCAAGCAGAACAUAACAUAACUUCGGGACAGACCUCAGUAUCUAAGCAGAGAAAUACUACGCACAACACUUUAUCGCAUAACUAGCAGCCGACUAAUAUAUUCAGUAGUCAACACCAAUCCAACAUUAUAAAUUAGGCUCGUAAAGGAAUGAGUCUCUAUUAAAAGCGUAAGAUGAAGAUAAAUCAAGUCUCCCUGGGGAAUAUAUCAAUAACAGAUGAGCGAUCCACAGAUAUCCAUGAAGAAAACAGCUUUAACAAUUAGAGUUUAACCAAUAAUCUACACCAAGAAACGCAUGGUCGGGGCUUUAGUAACGGAAAUAACAAUAUCACGCCUUAUAAAACUGUUAAUAAUUUUAAUAAUCUUAAAAGCGUAACUAAAUCUACAAGCAGUAAGCAAUCCUCACAACUUAGACAUUAGAAUCCAUCCAGUCAUAACACUAAUAAUAAUAUUCUCGAGUCUCAGAAUGGCGCACUCACUGAUCAAUUAAGAUCUUAUUAGAGAAAGAGUAAAUUCACUUAGCAUAAGGAGGGGUGUCAAUCUUAAAACGUUAAUGAAUUAUUAUCAGAAAGAGAAUCCGGUAAUCAUCCUAGCAUUUAGAUAAUGACCGAGUAGAGCAACAAUGUUAAUACUUAGACUUUGCUGCUUAAAAUCGAAGAGGAAAACAAUGACGUUAAGAGUAGGUCUAAAAAUGGCUAAAGUCAGCAGUAUCUUAAGUAAUUGGCCUAGGAUAAUAUUAGCAAAGUUAGCUCUAAGACUGAACUGCCUGAGUUGAGGUAAUCUAAGUUUUAAGUAUAGCAGUCAGCUAAUAACAAUCUGAUACCUAGUUCUUAUAAUAGACUUCAGAAUAAUCAGUCAAUUAACUUAAAUAGAUUGAGCUAGCAGCAAAGAUAGCAAUAGACCUUUAUCAGCUCAGAGACAUCUAGUAGAACUCAGCUAAAUCAAUUUGGAAAUUCAAUGCAUCAUGAAACUAUGAGCUAUAUGGAUAAGCUUUAACUAAGUGGCAAGAAAAACACAAGCAAAAUAAGUCAUUUAAGAGUCAAUCCUGAUUCUAUUAAUAAUCAGAGCAUAACUUCACAUUAAUUGACAGAGAUAGAGACAUCUGUAUCGCCAAGAUACUUGAUUGAUAAUGGGAGUAAACAGGGCCAUAAGAUAAUGCCCUCUUAGAAAAAACAGUCCUCUCAGUCACUAUCACUUAAAACUCAGUCGUCCUUCAAUCAGAGUGCCAACAAAAUUAGAAUUGAGAUUAACAAGGAAGAGUCAGUGCUGCAGUUCUUAACUAAAGAUCAUAAAUAGGGGCAAUCCCUGCUCUACUAUGAUUUCAAUGGUUCUAAUUAAAGAAUGAACAAUAAUAAAUAGCAAAGAGUUCAACAAAAUUUGGCUGACUUGAUUAUCCCUGAGGAGACAGAGGAGCUGCCAAUGAUCAACAUAACUAACAAGGAUCAGUUGCAAAGACAAGACAGUGCUUAGAUUCUAGCCAGGCUAGCUAAGAACUAAAUAGCUUCAGCUAAUAUUUAUGGCAAUCAAAAUACUUUGCCAACUCAGUAAUCAAUCACACAGCAAAGUGUAUCUCCAAGAUAAGAGGUUGAAAUCGUAAACUAGAAGAUUGAUAAGGCAAGAAAGAAAAUUAGCAGAUACUUUGCCCAGAACUAGAGUCUGAGCAAUUUAUCAAUGAACAAUACCACUGCUACGAAUCAGAGUGUGAUGAAUAGAGAUUAGAACUCACUUAAAAACCUUAGUGUUGAUAUCGUUAGAAUGGGUUCACCAUUCUUCGGCAACUCAAUGCACAAACAUAUAUAGAACUCUCCCAAAUUGGUCAAUACCAAGCAGUCUAGUUCUACUAUGAAAAUAUCUCCUUCAAAGUAGCAACAGAUUAUCAUUUAAUCUCAUCAACAGACGUUUCAAGAGAAAAAUAAAGGCUAAUUCCUUAGCUUAGAGCAAAAGCUAAUGAAAAAGGAGACCUCUCAGUUCUAUGUAAAUACCUAGACUCAAAAUGGUGAACACACUAAUACCUCUAGAAUGGGUUAUAUCAAGGAAGAUGAAUACAGCAAUUCAGAUGAUGACCGCUACGUCAAUGAAGAGUAUCCAAAUGACUUCAGUUUCAACUAGGAUGAUAUAACAUAGAACGGAGAGAUUAAACAAACCAGUAAGGGUGAAGAUGGGGAAGUCCGUAAUCCUUAGAUAGUUAUUGAGGAGUAAUAAUAUGAUGAUAUAAGUGUGAAUAAUCUUGAUGAGGUUUAAGUAAUGGUUUACAAAAACUAAUACUCAGAUGUCAAACUUGGCUAGGAUAACGUGUCUGAUUCUAAUCAUCUGAAGAUCAGAGAUGACAGCUAUUCCCAGGACUCAUUCCUUGAGGAAGGUCAUGGAGUGUUUAGUUCUACUCAGGCUAAAAAGCAGUCUGCUAAAACUAACUCAAAGCACUACAAACAGACUCUGCCCAAUAUUUCAAACAAUCUCAAAAAGCAGAUUAAGAACGCAGACUUUAAUUAGUUUGACAGAUCUAGACUCAAGCAAGUGAAAAGGACAAGCACUGUUGAUUAUGUAAAGGAGGAGGAGUCAGUAUGGUCGUGA